AUGGGGAAGGUGGCAGCCUUAAUUAUUGAAACACGGUGCGAAAAUGAGACUGAAGCUCUAAUUCGCAUAGCGUACAAUAAAUUAAUUACAAGGAGGAUCAUUGCUAAGAGACAAGUUUAUUGUGACUGGGACGAAUACGAUCUUGAUGUUCAGUGUUGCAAGAAAUGUGAACGUGGUUUUGUUAAAAAUAUCACCUGCCCAACAGAUAUUAGCAAACACUGCGUUCCAUGUGAAAAUGGAAAGGAGUACAUAGAUCAUCUCAAUGAUUUGGCCAAGUGUUUGAGAUGCUCUUCAUGUGACAGCAUAUUUGGUUUGGAGGUUGCAAAGAACUGUACACCAGCACAGAACACGCAAUGCACCUGUGCAAAGAACUAUUUUUGCAAUUCUUCUGUACCAUGUAGGCAUUGCGAUCCGUGUACCAUAUGUGAAAGUGGUGUAAUUGAAAAACAAUGUACUUCAACUUCAGACACUGUGUGCGGAGUGAAAGACAACAGAAAACAGAAGGCUGUUAAUAGCAAGAGCCUCAAUGAUAAAAUACCCGAACCAGACAUUUCUGAUGAGAUUGUACCUCUCAGAGAAGAUGUCGACCUGAGCAGCCAUGUUGUUGAUAUUGUGGAGGAGCUGACACUCGAAGACACAUUGAAAUUUGUUCGUUACCACAAAGUAUCAGAAACUAAAAUAGAUGAGAUUUAUCAUGAUAAUAAUGAUACAUCUGAACGGAAGAUCCAUCUUUUUCGAGCCUGGCUUCAAAGACAUGGGAUGAACGGAGCCUAUGAAACCCUGAUAAGAAGCCUGAGAAAGCUUGACAUGCGUGCUGUAGCUGAUAAAAUUGAGAGAAAACUGCAGGAAGCUGUUUCCAACUGUCGUAAAGGGGGAUAGUUGUACAAGGAUGACACUCAGCAAAGCAACACAGGGAGCACUCAGGAAGGUAGAAUCUACAAUUACAGUGCUGAGCUAAAUAAAACCUGUUCUGGAAGUUUGGAAGAGACAUAG
Messenger RNA from Nestor notabilis (Kea), 993 nucleotides. RefSeq names its product Fas cell surface death receptor (gene FAS). NCBI's taxonomy places the organism in Eukaryota, Metazoa, Chordata, Aves, Psittaciformes, Psittacidae. The record is from RefSeq and is a predicted model, not a curated record. Gene Ontology annotation, cellular component: CD95 death-inducing signaling complex; external side of plasma membrane; membrane raft. Gene Ontology annotation, molecular function: tumor necrosis factor receptor activity; protein binding. Gene Ontology annotation, biological process: negative regulation of apoptotic process; immune response; motor neuron apoptotic process.